Messenger RNA from Miscanthus lutarioriparius, 1185 nucleotides. The record is from the annotation of a GenBank genome assembly. Lineage: Eukaryota; Viridiplantae; Streptophyta; Magnoliopsida; Poales; Poaceae.
AUGGCAGGCGACGGAGGCAACAAGCCCGCCACUGGCGGCAGGCCCAUAGUCACCGACCUGCUGUCGUGCGGCGAGCCCGACCUCCCAUCCCACGCGCUCCCGCCGUUCCGAUGCUGCCCGCCGGCGCCGGCGUCCGACGCUCCCGUCACCAACUUCACGUUCCCCGACCCAGGCGAGCCGCUCCGGACGCGGCAGCCGGCGCACGAGCCCGGCACGGACAGCGUAGCCCGGUACGCGCGCGCAGUGGCGCUGGUGAAGGCGCUGCCGGAGUCGGACCCGCGCAGCUUCUACCAGCAGGCCAACGUCCACUGCGCCUACUGCGCCGCCGCGUACCGGCAGGCGGGGCGGCCGCAGCUGCCGUUGCAGAUCCACUACUCGUGGCUCUUCUUCCCGUUCCACCGCGCCUACCUCUACUUCUUCGAGCGCGUCGCGGCGAGGCUCCUGGGCGACCCCGGCUUCGCCGUGCCGUUCUGGAGCUGGGACGUGCCGGAGGGGAUGCGGAUGCCGCCGGAGUUCGCCGACGUCGCGUCCCCGCUGUACGACCCGAUGCGGAACCCGGAGCACGCGCCACCGAGACUCGUGGACCUCGACUUCUCGUACGUGGAGAAGAAUUGCACCGACGAGCAGCAAAUCCAGCUCAACCUCCGCAUCAUGUAUAAACAGAUGGUCACCAACGCGCCGCUGCCGUCGCUCUUCCACGGGCAGCUCUACUACCCGCGCCGACGUGAACCGCGGAAGAGGCCAGCUGCCGCACCUGAAGUCCGUCCGCUUUCCGGUGUCGCUCGAUGCCGCGGUGACCGCGGAGGCGAGCCGGCGGCUGGGAAAGCCACGAGGGCAGUGGGAGGAGGAGGUGCUGGUGGUCGAGGGCAUCGAGGCGGACGGCGCUGGCUUUGUCAAGUUCGACGUGUACGUGAACGCAGUGUAUCACGAGAAGGUCGGCCCCGGCGGUCGGGAGAUGGCCGCAAGCUUUGUGUCCCUGAAGCACCCCGGCAAGGUGGUGGUGCAGACCAGCAUGAGGGUGGCGCUGAACGAGCAGCUGGAGGAUCUAGGCGCCGCCGGAGACGACAGCGUCACGGUGACGUUGGUGCCCGUGGAGGGGAGGGUCAGGAUCGGAGGCCUGAGGAUAGUGUACAUGGCGGAGUGAGGUUACAGUACAACAUACACGAGGUGCACGCGUUACGUUGA